AUGAUGGUAAUAAAAAUAUUCAAAUCUAGUCGGAUACCCGGUUAUUUAAGAGAAGAUAAUACUUUAGAAAUCCCAAUAAAGCUUGAUGCAAAAAUCCAUAUUCAAGAAUCGGAAUUAGGCAAUUUCUUCUCUACUCCUCAAUCUUUUCUUUCAAGUUCUGAGAGGAACCACAAGCUACCAAUAUCCGGAGUGUCUGGGCAGUCCUACGGUUCUUCAAAUGACUACCACAAACCGCAUUCAAAUCUCCAGUAUCCAGGAUAUGAUUCCCCAGAGUUCCAGAAGCAGUCAAAUUAUAACCAGGAUAAAAACAGUGAGGAAUAUACUUCAAGGCCAAAUCAAGGCUAUAAACCACCAAGUGAGCUAAAAAAUGUGUACGAGCCUCCCUCCAAUCAAGGAUUUGAGCCACCUAAAAAGCUAUAUGAACCACCAAGUGAGCCAAAGAACUUAUAUGAAAAUCACCCAAAUCCAGGAUAUGAGCAACCUAAAAAGCUCUAUGAACCACCAAGUGACCCAAAGAAUUUGUAUGAGCCACCUCCUAAUCAAGGAUAUGAGCCACCUAAAAAGCUCUAUGAGCCUCCAAGUGAGCCAAAAAAUCUAGAUGAGCCCACUAAAAAGCUUUAUGAACCACCAAGUGGGCCAAAGAAUAUAUAUGAGCCACAUCCUAAGCAAGAAUAUGAGCCACCUAAAAAGGUCCAAGAAACACCAAGUGAGCCAACAAAUUUUUAUGAGCCUCCCCAUUAUUUAGGAUAUGAGCCACCUAAAGAGCUUUAUGAACCACCAAGUGAGCCAAAGAGUUUAUAUGAGCCACCUCCUAAUCAAGGUUAUGAGCCUCCUAAAAAGCUUUAUGAACCACCAAGUGAGCCAAAGAGUUUAUAUGAGCCACCUCCUAAUCAAGGUUAUGAGCCUCCUAAAAAGCGUUAUGAACCACCAAUUGAGCCAAAGAAUUUAUAUGAGGCACCUAAAAAGCUCUAUGAGCCACCAAGUGAGCAAAAGCAUCUUUAUGAGCCACCUAAAAAGCUCUAUGAGCCACCAAGUAAGCAAAAAAAAAUGUCUGAGCCACCUCCUAACCAAGGAUAUGAGCCACCGAAAGAUCUCUAUGAACCACCAAGUGAGCUAAAGAAUUCAUAUGAUCCACCUAAAAAGCUCUAUGAACUACCAAGUGACCGAAAGAAUUUAUAUGGGCCACCUCUUAAUCAAGGAUAUGAGCCACCUAAAAAGCUCUAUGAACAACCAAGUGAGCCAAAGAAUCUAUAUGGGCCACCUCUUAAUCAAGGAUAUGAACCACCUAAAAAGCUCUAUGAACAACCAAGUGAGCCAAAGAAUCUAUAUGAGCCACCUUCUAAUGAAGGAUAUAAGCCACCUGAAAAGCUCUAUGAACCACCAAGUGAGCCAAAGAAUCUAUAUGAGCCACCUUCUAAUCAAGGAUAUAAGCCACCUGAAGAGCUCUAUGAACCACCAAGUAAGCCAAAGAAUUUAUAUGAGCCACCACCUAAUCAAGGAUAUGAGCCACCUAAAAAGCUCUAUGAACCACCAAGUGAGCCAAAGAAUCUAUAUGAGCCACCUUCUAAUCAUGGAUAUAAGCCACCUGAAAAGCUCUAUGAACCACCAAGUGAGCCAAAGAAUUUAUAUGAGCCACCUCGUAAUCAAGGAUAUGAGCCACCUAAAAAGCUCUAUGAACCACCUAGUGAGCCAAAUAAAUUAUAUGAGCCACCUCCUAAUCAAGAUCAUGAGCCUCCAAUUGAGCCCUAUGGACCAGUAAGUAAGCCUAAGGAUAUUUAUGAGCCCUCAAGUGAACCUAAGAAUCUAUAUGAAUCACUCCAUAUACAAAAGCACCCAAAGGAUGAGUAUUCAGGUUCCAAGGAGCAGACGGAGUUAUCUUUCUUUCAAUCCUUGCACCACCACUCAGCUAAACAAAAAACUGAUAAACAAAUAGAACAUGAUAAUCCUGAAGGAUAUGGUCCUCAUGAUAACCCAACUCCAGGGGGGUAUGAGGACAGAGAGAGUCUACCUACUGGAUAUGAUUACAAACCUCCGGAUGGAUAUGAUUCAGAUGAUAAUCCAACUUUCCCACAUAAACCACAUCUACAAAAGGAACAUAAUGGUUACAAUUACAAACCUCCAGAUGGAUUCAACCCUGAUCAUAAUCCAACUUUCCCACACCAGGAAUCAAAACACGAUAAUUAUAAAGAAAACAAUGAACACUACAAGUACGAGGCACCCGAGGGAUAUUCACCAAACUUAAAUCCAACAUUUCCAAACAAGAACGAAGUUGCAAAUAAACAGAAUCAUUUACCAGAAGGAUAUGAUUACAGGACACCUCAAGGAUAUUUACCAGCAGAUAAUCCAACAUUUCCUAAUAAAGAGGAUACAACAGAGGAUACAGGAUACAAGUACAAUCCUCCAAAUGGAUACAAUGCUGAUAGCAAUCCUACUUUUCCGAUAAAGAAGGAAGAAACAGGAUAUAAAUAUAAUCCUCCAAAAGGAUACAGUGCUGAUAAUAAUCCUACUUUCCCUGAAAAGGAAAAAGAAACAGGAUAUAAAUAUAAUCCUCCGAAAGGUUACAAAGCUGAUGACAAUCCCACUUUUCCUGAAAAGGAAAAAGAAACAGGAUAUAAAUACAAUCCUCCGAAAGGUUACAAAGCUGAUGACAAUCCCACUUUUCCUCAAGCGGAAGAGGAUACAGGAUACAAGUACAAUCCUCCGAAAGGAUACACCGCGGAUGGCAAUCCUACUUUUCCUAAAGCAGAAGAGGAUACAGGAUAUAAAUAUAAUCCUCCAAAAGGAUACACCGCAGAUGACAAUCCCACUUUCCCAAAAAAGGAAGAAAAAGAAUCAGGAUAUGAAUAUAAUCCUCCGAAGGGUUACACCGCAGAUGAGAAUCCUACUUUCCCGAAAAAGGAAGAAGAAGUAUCAGGAUAUGAAUACAAUCCUCCGAAAGGAUACAACGCUAACGAAAACCCAACCUUCCCGAAAGAAAACAAUCCUUCAAAAAAGAAGUUUAAACCUAAACCUCUAAACCUUCCUCCAACAGGAUAUGAUUACUCUCCUCCGGAAAAUUAUGAUCCGAAUGAAAAUCCAACUUUCCCCAAGAGUUUGUACAGUGCUCCUGAGAAGGAAGAGGAGCAGGAGUUUAAAUCUCCCGAAGGAUAUAAACAUCCAACAACAAAGGUUUAUACAGCAGAUAAUAACCCUACCUUUCCUCAACAUAGAUUUAGUAUAAUAAUAAAGAACAAAGAUAAACCUCCUACAGAGCUGAGGAUAGGAGCUCAAGGAGAACACAGGGUUAUUCAACAACCAGACUCAAUAUACAAUACACCAAAGUCUUCAUACAAAUCACCGGAAUCUGCGUAUAAACCACCAGAAAAUGAGCACAAACCGCCAGAUAAUGCAUAUAAAUCACCAGAUUCUGCAUAUAAAUCACCAGAAUCUGAAUACGAAUCACCAGAAUCUGAGUAUAAGUCACCAGAAAAUACGUAUAAAUCACCAGAAAAUGCAUAUAAAUCACCGGAAAUAGCGUAUAAGUCAUCAGAAUCUACGUACAAAUCACCAGAAACUGCGUAUAAACCACCAGAAAAUGAUCACAAAUCACCAGUCACUGCAUUCAAAUCACCAAGUUCCAAAUAUUCUGAUGAUGUAAAGCCGACCUAUCCUGAGAUCACAACACGAUCCAACCCGUACCAGGAGGCUGGAGUACAUAGGCCUGGUACAGGGGAAUCCUAUGGUACAGAGAACCCACAGAUUGCUACCUACUCAACUCCUACCAACACUCUUUACAGACAUGAAUACUUGAGUCCAAGGGAACAGGAUAUUGAUUAUAUUGUAAAUUCGGAGAAAACAAUAACAAAAGGACCCGAAGUACUUUACAGUACACCAAAGGAGGAAGUUGAGGGAAGAGUACAUGAGAUUCUAGAAGGAACUGAACAGCUUCUAUUUUCCUUCCUGAUACCCUCUACCCUCGCACAAGCCAAUAAUAUUGCUGAAAUUCAGAAACUUGUAACCCAGGGAUGUCUAGGUCUCCCUCGUAAACUUUUAUUUGUGGAUAAUGUAGCUCAGCUGCCAUAUAGGAUUGGAGAUAUGAAGGGAAAAAUCUCUGAGCUUAUAAUUCAACUACAGCAUUUACAAGAAAACAAUUAUAGGAUAUCAGAUUAUGAAGAUAUCCAGAAUACAUUUAGAAGAAUAGAUUCAUCUACAUCAAAGCUAUGCAAGGGUCCUUCUAGUCUACCAGUUUUAGCUGUAGAUCUACAGAAACAUUGUAAUCUACUUCAGGAUGCCAAGGUUGUUACCAUUUUUAACAUGAUUGCUGUUCCUUGUUUUGUUUAUCAGGGUGCUGUUGAUAUACUUGGAGAUAAAAUAUCUAGAUUACGAGAAUAUUAAUUGUGAAUAAAAAGUUCUUGGAUAUUAUUUUAACCCUCUUCUACAAGAACGGCGUGGAUCUUGAAGACGAUCUGAUAUUUAUAUCUGAUAUUUUUUGACCAAUUAAUGAAAAAUAAUGUCAAGCCACAAUUUUAUUAUACUUCUUCUAGUCAAUCUAUGUGUAAAUACAUAUUAUUUUUACCAUU
Eurytemora carolleeae is the source of this 4559-nucleotide messenger RNA. RefSeq names its product titin. The record is from RefSeq and is a predicted model, not a curated record. The coding region runs from base 1 to 4374 and encodes 1457 amino acids. NCBI's taxonomy places the organism in Eukaryota, Metazoa, Arthropoda, Copepoda, Calanoida, Temoridae. The transcript is spliced from 21 exons.